AAUAGAAAAGCGAAACAAAAUGUUUCAGUGCUACACUCACGGUGGAUUUAGAGGGAGAUAUUAUGAGGCUGGUGUCAUUAGGCGAUAGCUAUUGAAUCGUACAAUCUAUACUCGUCUUUUCUUUUUCUUGAUAACUGUAUUUCUCUCUCAGGUCAUUCCAUGGUUUUCAGAUCCCCUUUAGAGCUUUAUCCCUCCCAUUUCUUCCUGCCAAACUUCACUGAGCGCCCUGUGCUCUUGGCGAGCAGCACUCCCACCAGGUCUCCAGAAGACUUGUCAAUGUUUGCGCUACCGACCCUCAACUUCUCUCCGGAGCAAGUUGCGAGCGUCUGUGAGACGCUGGAGGAAACCGGAGACAUUGAACGGCUGGGACGAUUCCUAUGGUCCCUGCCGGUGGCACCUGGAGCAUGCGAGCAGAUCAACAAGCAUGAGUCCAUCCUGCGAGCUCGCGCAGUGGUUGCUUUCCACACGGGGAAUUUUCGAGACCUUUAUCACAUCUUGGAGAACCACAAGUUUACCAAAGACUCCCAUGGCAAACUGCAGGCCAUGUGGCUGGAGGCACACUACCAGGAGGCCGAGAAGCUGCGCGGUCGCCCCUUAGGACCGGUUGACAAGUACAGGGUACGGAAGAAGUUCCCCCUGCCCAGGACCAUCUGGGACGGCGAGCAGAAGACACACUGUUUCAAAGAGAGGACGCGCGGUCUGUUAAGGGAGUGGUACCUUCAGGACCCAUAUCCAAACCCCAGCAAGAAAAGGGAACUGGCUCAAGCCACUGGACUCACUCCUACACAGGUCGGAAAUUGGUUUAAAAACCGGAGGCAAAGAGACAGAGCCGCGGCAGCAAAAAACAGGCUUCAGCACCAGGGAAUUAGACAGAACGGUAUGCGGUCCCUUUCAGAAUCCGGGUGUACUCCACGCAGCUCGGCCGAAUCGCCGUCUACCGCGGCCAGUCCUACUACCAGCAUCUCCAGUAUGACAGAGCGAGUUGACACUGGAACGUCCAUUCUUUCAGUAACAUCCAGUGACUCUGAGUGUGACGUAUGAUAUAAAAAUAUAAAUAUUUACAGGAAAUAUGGACCUGAAAAGAAACUAUGAAAUAUCGAGGAUGAAAAAAGGACCAAUUUAUAUAAAUAUAUAUAAAAAGAACAACAAAAAAACGUAUUUUUUAAGCGCUUUCAAUGGACCCACCACCACCUGCAUGCUGUUUUUUUGUAUCUGGGAAAAAUACCUUGUUCAAUAUUUCUACAAGGAUCGUCGAGAAGAGGGAAUGAAUUACCAGAGGGUGUUUAUCGCCUUUUCAUCUUCGUUUUAGUCCAAGUGAUGAUGCCGCUCAGCCAAGAUGCAAUUAUGUUUAACUUUAUGUUCAUCAGACAAUCAUUUACGUUAUAAGCACCUUUGUACUACACUUCUGUCACUGCCUGUGUGGAGUAAAUGGUGAAAUGUGGAACCGAAUCGUUAUGACUGUAUCAGAUUUGUAUUUUUAUUUCAAGAUUUUAUAUUGAAUUAUGUAUAUCUCAAAUAAUGCGAUCAUUCCCCCGGUCUGUAAUAUCCUAUAUGUGUAGAUAUGUAAAUAAUGCGAUCAUUCUCCCGGUCUGUAAUAUCCUAUAUGUGUAGAUAUGAUUGUACAUAGUAUUGCUCUCCCAUCUCCAUCUUUUCUAUCCUUGUUCACUUUUCUCGACUUGGUGUUCCUACAUAAAAUAUUUGUCAAAAUGUAAAAAAGUGCUCUAGACGUUUUGUUAGUUAGUUUUUAUACCGAACAUGGAUAAUGACACUAGAUAAACGUGUUAUCAGUCACAGUUAUGCAAAACUAUUUCAUAUAAACAUUGGGAUAUUCUUCAA
This is a messenger RNA of Salvelinus fontinalis (brook trout), 1836 nucleotides long. Its product is annotated as homeobox protein SIX3-like. Gene Ontology annotation, biological process: regulation of transcription by RNA polymerase II; eye development; brain development. Lineage: Eukaryota; Metazoa; Chordata; Actinopteri; Salmoniformes; Salmonidae. The transcript is spliced from 2 exons. The coding region runs from base 160 to 1041 and encodes 293 amino acids. The record is from RefSeq and is a predicted model, not a curated record. Gene Ontology annotation, molecular function: RNA polymerase II cis-regulatory region sequence-specific DNA binding; DNA-binding transcription factor activity, RNA polymerase II-specific. Gene Ontology annotation, cellular component: transcription regulator complex; nucleus.